AAAAGAAGAGAUACAAAUAUGUUACAUUUUCAAAUUAUCAAACAAUUUGAAUAUAAUUAGAAAAGCAAAGAAAAAAAAACGCAGGAAACUGCAAAGGGAGCUCACAGGUUGCCUUGUAGAGAUGGCAAGCAUUUAAUGGUUGGUUUUCAGUUCGUUUCUUCCCACACAAAUGUAUUCACCUACUCUCAUCCAUCACUGCCGCUGAUCAACAGUUGCCGGCCAACCGGCGCCGCAGCUCCAGCUCUACUUUACUUUUCUAAGCUAAAAUGCGCUCUUAUUUCUCUGUAUAGAGUGCUAAUUGCUCCUCUUGUUUCCACUACACCGCAAUGCGCCUCUCGAAAAGGCCCUAAUUUAUGCAAAUUUCUGAAAAUUUGUUGUGUUCAUAAACCCUAACUGUCUCUUGCUGUGAAAUCGAUGAAUUUUACCGAAUCUGAGGCUCGGCCAGUGCUUGGACCAGCAAGAAAUCAAGCCAGAUCCGUUGAAUUGAGAAAACCAAUUGUUAAGCAGAAGAGUGUUGAUACGCAGAAGCCACCGGAGGCAAAGGGGAACAUGUCUCCGGCGGCAUUGCAGUGGCCGGAGAAAAUUCUGUCGCCUGUGGGAUCCAGGCAGAAUGCAGGCAGUGCUGCCUCCAUUCUGAGGCAGCGCCAGCCGAAUUUGUCGAUGAAUGCUUCUUGUUCUUCCGAUGCUUCGACGGAGUCCUCUCAUAGUAGGGCGUCGACUGGGAGGAUUAGCCGACGAACUGCGAAUUCUGAGCUGAUAAAGAGGAAGCCGCAAUGCAGCUCGAGAGGGGGGAAAUUUGAGAGUGAUGAUGGAUUAUUGGAUGGCUCUUUGGUGAAGGAAAGGUGUGCUUGGGUGACUUCAAACACUGAUCCACUGUAUGCUGCUUUCCAUGAUGAAGAGUGGGGUCUUCCAGAGCACGAUGACAAGAAACUUUUUGAAUUGCUUAGCUUUUCCACUGCAUUGGCCGAAAUAACAUGGCCUGUUAUUCUUAGCAAAAGGCAUAUAUUUAGAGAUGUCUUCAUCGACUUUGAUCCAAUUGCUGUGUCAAAAUUGAAUGAGAAGAAAAUCGCCGCACCAGGAAGUACUUCCAGCUCUCUUCUGCCUGAACUGAAGCUGCAGGCUAUUAUUGAAAAUGCACGUCAUGUUUGUAAAAUAAUUGAUGAAGUAGGGUCUUUUGACAAGUACAUUUGGGGUUUUGUGAACCACAAACCUAUUGUUAGUAAUUUCCGUUAUCCUCGUCAAGUUCCAAUUAAAACAUCGAAAGCUGAUACCAUCAGCAAAGACCUCGUGAGAAGAGGAUUCCGUGGAGUUGGACCUACAGUCGUUUAUUCAUUUAUGCAAGUUGCUGGAAUCACAAACGAUCACCUCAUAAGUUGUUUCAAAUAUCACGACUGCAUAAAUGCGGUUGAUUUGAAAGAUUCAACUGAGGUGACAUGCAAGAAUGAAGGGAAGCUAGCUGAAGAUCUAGCCCAAUUAGAACUGUCCAAUGAUUUGAAUCUGUCAAGGUAGUGCAACGUUUGAUUAUCUAUCAUCUGCCAUGUGAAUCGUUCCAGCAUACAAAACUUGGAGGCUAAGCAAAAUUUGUAUGUCUAUAUAACAUCAUUAUAAAUAUACCAAAUCUAUCUUGAUGGGGUGCGUUAUGGUGAUACCAACUUUAAAGUGACAACGUACCACCAACCUCGUGCUGCCAUGUGACACGUUAUCCUGUAAUAUUAGGGGCAAAUCAUGCCAUAUACAUUAGUAGGCGUUGUAGAUGGAUUUUUGCACAUUUAAGAAGAGUUGUCACCUUAAUACAUCCCCUAUCAUGAUAGU
Salvia splendens (bonfire salvia) is the source of this 1812-nucleotide messenger RNA. Its product is annotated as probable GMP synthase [glutamine-hydrolyzing]. The transcript is spliced from 6 exons. Gene Ontology annotation, biological process: base-excision repair. Bases 415 to 1509 code for a protein of 364 amino acids. The record is from RefSeq and is a predicted model, not a curated record. Lineage: Eukaryota; Viridiplantae; Streptophyta; Magnoliopsida; Lamiales; Lamiaceae. Gene Ontology annotation, molecular function: DNA-3-methyladenine glycosylase activity.